Molecule: messenger RNA, 1032 nt
Organism: Postia placenta MAD-698-R-SB12
Lineage: Eukaryota; Fungi; Basidiomycota; Agaricomycetes; Polyporales; Adustoporiaceae
Exons: 12
Coding region: 1-1032 (343 amino acids)
Cellular component (GO): cytoplasm
Source: RefSeq, a predicted model, not a curated record
AUGGUCCAGAACACUGCCAAGCUUGGAGGGACCGCGUCCGGCAUCACUGUCGCGAAGAUAGCACAAGGUUUGAUGAUGAUGACCCUGAGGGAUCCGAAACACCCUCUCAGUGAUGAGGAGGCGUUUGAGUCUAUCAAGGCGGGAGUCGAUGCUUGCCCGCCUGGCGCGAAGAUGUUCCUGAACAGCGGCGAAUUCUAUUCGUACGAUUUCUCCACGGCGAACUUGCAGCUGCUGGCCAGGUUCUUCGAGAAGUAUCCUGACUAUGCGGAUAAGACGUUCCUCUCCGUUAAGGGUGCCAUCGGAAAGUCUGUAGGGAAACCAGGCGGUCCAGACACAUCCCCGGAAAACUUGAGGCGCAGCGUCGACACCAUCAACGGCGCCCUCCGCGGCACCAAGAAACUUGAUUUGUUCGAGUGCGCCCGCGUCGACCAAAAGUAUCCGAUCGAAGAUACCAUCAAGGCUUUGGCCGCUUUGGUUCAGGAGGGUAAGUUCAGCCAUAUCGGCAUGUCCGAGUGCAAGGCAGAGACUCUGAGGCGCGCGCAUGCUGUGCACCCGAUUGCGGUCGUGGAGAUUGAAGUAAGCCUGUGGUCUUACGAAGAGGAGACCAAGAAAGGCGAGAUAGAGCUCGGUGUCGCUGUUGCUGGCUAUUCCCCCCUUGGACGGGGCUUCUUGACCGGAUCCAUCAAGUCGACCAGUGACCUUUCGGAUGGUGACUACCGCCGCAUGCUGACACGAUUCAAGGACGAGUACAUCAAAGAGAACAUCGCUAUCGUCGAGGAACUCAAAGCACUGGCUGUUAAGAGGAACAUCACGCCCGCGCAGCUCGCCAUCGCCUGGGUAGCCUCGCUUGGUGAUCAUGUCAUCCCGCUGCCCGGAUCUUCCUCCAAGAAGCGUACGCUCGAGAACUUGGCUGCGGGUGACAUUGUCCUGACCGAUGCCGACAAAGCGCAAAUCGACAAGAUCUUGAGCAGCCACCAGGUCAAGGGCGACCGCUACUUCGGGAACGACGCCGCGGCUCAUCUAUGGGGAUAA